Elgaria multicarinata webbii is the source of this 1413-nucleotide messenger RNA. RefSeq names its product vomeronasal type-2 receptor 26-like. Gene Ontology annotation, biological process: G protein-coupled receptor signaling pathway. NCBI's taxonomy places the organism in Eukaryota, Metazoa, Chordata, Lepidosauria, Squamata, Anguidae. The coding region runs from base 1 to 1413 and encodes 470 amino acids. Gene Ontology annotation, molecular function: G protein-coupled receptor activity. The transcript has 5 exons. The record is from RefSeq and is a predicted model, not a curated record. Gene Ontology annotation, cellular component: plasma membrane.
AUGGUGAGCGAGCGAGCAAGUGGGGGAGUGGACAGCUUGAGGCAUGGACCUCAGUUGAACGUGUCACCGGACUGCGCCAGAGGCAGUCGUGUAGCUGUGAGGAAGUGGUACAUCUUGUCCUUCGUGUUUGCCAUUCAGGAGAUCAACGAGAAUCCUGGGCUCUUACGCAACUUCACCCUGGGCUACAACCUCUACGAGGCCUAUCAUUAUGCAGGAACGGCUUCCUACGCCAUGCUAGACCUGCUUGCUGGUGGGGAGAGCAAGUUUCCUAAUUACAACUGCGGGAGAAAGAAUAACUCGCUGGCCAUUCUUGAAGGGACCGAAUCUGACCUCUCCAUCCUUAUUUCAUCCAUCUCGGGACUCUACAAAAUCCCACAGAGCGUGCCUCGUUCCCGGUGCGUCAAGAGCUGUCCCCCUGGAUACGCCAAGGAGGUCCAGGAAGGAGAGCCACCUUGCUGCUACGCUUGUGCUCCAUGUGCGGAAGGGACCAUCUCCAGUCAGGAAGAUGCAGACCAUUGCACCAAGUGUCCAGAAGAUCAGCAUCCAAACAAGGCCCGAGAUCAAUGUGUCCGCAAGAACAUAACUUUCCUGUCCUAUAAAGAAACUUUAGGGAUUGUCCUAAAUUUCUUGGCCCUGUUCUUGUCCUUAACUACUGGCUUUGUGUUAGGAAUCUUCAUCAAAUACUUAGAAACUCCAGUAGUCAAAGCCAACAACCGGGACCUCUCCUACCUCCUCCUCGUCUCCCUCCUGCUUUCCUUCUUGUCCUCUUUCCUGUUCAUUGGCCAUCCAAGCAAGCCAACUUGUCUUCUCCGACAAACUGCCUUCAGUAUCAUCUUCUCAGUUGCCAUCUCCUCUUUGUUGGCCAAAACGAUCACUGUGGUGCUGGCCUUCCUGGCCACAAAGCCAGGGAACACUGUGCGGAGAUGGUUGGGGAAGAGUUUGGGUAAUGCAAUUGUCAUUUCCUGUUCCAGUGUUCAAGUUGUCAUCUGCUUCAUCUGGCUGGGUACCUUUCCCCCAUUCCCUGAUUCAGACAUGCACUCCCAAGCUGGAGAGAUCAACCUGCAAUGCAAUGAAGGCUCUGUCACCAUGUUUUAUACUGCCCUGGGCUACAUGGGCUUCCUGGCUACCAGCUGUUUUACAGUGGCCUUCCUAGCCAGGAAGCUGCCUGGGUCCUUCAAUGAAGCCAAGCUGAUCACCUUCAGCAUGCUGGUGUUCUGCAGCGUCUGGGUGUCUUUUGUGCCCUCCUACCUGAGCACCAAGGGCAAAUACAUGGUAGCCGUGCAGGUCUUCUCUAUCUUGGCCUCCAGUGCUGGUUUAUUGGGCUGCAUCUUUGUUCCCAAGUGCUACAUUAUUUUACUGAGAUCUGAACUGAAUACAAAGGAACAUCUAAUAAUCAAAACCAAUGUGGAUUAA